This is a messenger RNA of Oncorhynchus nerka (sockeye salmon), 2261 nucleotides long. Its product is annotated as pituitary tumor-transforming gene 1 protein-interacting protein-like. Gene Ontology annotation, biological process: protein import into nucleus. Gene Ontology annotation, cellular component: cytoplasm; nucleus. The coding region runs from base 148 to 690 and encodes 180 amino acids. The record is from RefSeq and is a predicted model, not a curated record. The transcript is spliced from 7 exons. NCBI's taxonomy places the organism in Eukaryota, Metazoa, Chordata, Actinopteri, Salmoniformes, Salmonidae.
CAACCUAGAAGAGAACCAGGAAGUAACGCCGUCGUUUGUUUAGAUUAUUAGCUAGAACGCGCUUGGCAACUUCGUGAGUUACGUUUUUGCUUGCUUUAGAAAGUGGAAGGUGUAGCUAGAUAGGGUCAUUCAAAAUAGCAUCAUAACAUGAAUAAAACAGAGAGGGGAAUCAUGAGCUCAUUGCUUGUUGUUGUGGCUGUAACCUAUGUGCUCGUUAGCCGAGCAGAAUGUCACACUAGUACUACGCCAACGCCAUUGAAGUCUUGCAAAGCCUUCUCAACUUGUGACUCAUGCACUCAAAACCCACAGUGCCUGUGGUGCAUGACCAACGACACCUGCACAGACUACCCAGUGAGCUACAUUCUGCCUCCGCCUGCAGUGUGUAAACUGUCACAGGCACGAUGGGGAGUGUGUUGGGUGAACUUCGAGGCUCUGAUCAUUGCCAUGGCAGUGUUAGGCGGGACCAUCAUCAUCAGCAUUGCAGUCUGUUGCUGCUGCUGCUGUUGCUGCAAGAAACGUCAAUCAGGGCCAGACAGAGAUGAGGAGAGGUUUGCCAGGAGGAGAGAGGAGAUCAGACAGCGUGCUGAUGAACGGAAGGUGGAGAGGAAGGUGAGGCAUGAUGACAUCCGCAAGAAGUAUGGUCUUGUCCCUGACUCUGACCACCCAUACAGCAAGUUUGAAAAUGAGUAAACCAGAAACCUGUGUGAGAGAGAAGAGUUGUUCAGAUGGCUCUACUCUGCUCCAUCCUCUUUGGGCUGACUACCAUCCUGUCCUGCUGAUUGCUUUAGCUUAGAGAGCAGACACACACACCUAUACAUCAAGACCGGUCUAUCAUCAUGAUUCAUCUAAAUCAAAACCUUUGCCUAUAAUUAUUAAAUGCAGUUUUUAUUAAUUCAUUUUAGGUUCUGAUUGAAAAUUAUUUACAGUUUGAGAAUGUUAUGUUUUUCACACAAUUAAGAAGUUUGAAGAAGUCUGUAAUAUUUAGUUUGCUGUUGGAGACGUGGCACUGAGUGGAGCUUAACUUUCUGCACAUUGUCUGUGUAUUUUUGUGAAAUCUGAUUUAAAGAGCCUUUGUUUUAAAUUACUGUAAUAUCUGUGAGUACGUUUUCGCUUUGUAUAUAUUUUAUAAACCAAGAUAAUAAUUAUGCUCAAUCUGAUAUAUUUCCUAAUACAUUUUUUAUUUUAAAGUAAAAUGUUUAACAUUUUAACGACUUAACAAGUCUAAGAUCACCAUGAGCAAUGUCAAGCAUCUUCUGGAGUGGUGUAAAGCUCACCGCCAUUGGACUCUAAAGCAGCACUCUUCACCAUCUGGCAGUCCUGAAGGAUGAAUCUGGGGUUGGGGGAUGCCAGGCGAACGCUACCUACCUGAAUGCUUAGUGACAACUGUAAAGUUUGGUGUAGGAGGAAUAAUGAUCUGGGCCGUUUUUCAUUGUUCGGCCUAGGCCCUUUAGUUUCAGUGAAGGGAAAUCUUAAUGCUACAGCAUACACUGACAUUCUAGACGUUUCUGUGCUUCCAACUUUGUGGCAACAGUUGGGGGAAGGCCCUUUCCUGUUUCAACAUGACAAUACCCCGUGCACAAAGUUCAUCAAGAUUGGUAUGGAAGAAGAACUUGAUUGGCUUGCACAGAGUUCUGACAUCAACCCCAUCAAACACCUUUGGGAUGAAUUGGAAUGCCGACUGCGAGCCAGGCCUAAUAUCCCAACAUCAGUGCCCGACUUCACUAAUGUUAUUGUGGAAUGUCUUCCCAGAAGAAUGGAGGCUGUUAUAGCAGCAAAUGGGGGACCAACUCCAUAUUAAUGCCCAUGAUUUUGGAAUUAGAUGUUUGACACGCAGGUGUCUGUCCACAUACUUUUGGUCAUGUAGUGAACCUCAGCCUCUCCACCCCUUCUUAUUCAUUACCACACCUCAAUCUACCAGAUGUCUGGAUGGGGUUGCCAGUCCUUAUAAUGACAAAUGUACUGCUCUGUAUGGACAUUCAACAUCUUAAUGGCAGCGCUACCAAGGAAAGUUUGGUCAUUAAAGGGAUACUUUGGAAUUUAGGCAAUGAUGCCCUAUAUCUACUUCCGCUGAGUCAGAUGAGCUCGUAGACACCAUUUUUAUGUCUGUGUCCAGUAUGAAGGAUGUUGGAGGUAGUUUCACUAGCAGAUACCCAUAGAAUUCCAGUCAUUGCGCUAAUGCUACACUGAACAAAAAUAAAAAUGUAAUGUGAAGUGUUGGUCCCAUGUUUCACGAGCUGAAAUAAAAGAUCCCAGAAAUGUUC